AUGACAGAUCAGAGUAACCAGAACCAUAAGCGAGACAGAAGAAUAAUACCUGUCAUCAGCAUGAUGUCAAGAGGUCGCUUGUGCUUUCUGAUUGUCAUGCUCAUGGCAUCAUCCGCUGUGGCCUCAUCUUCAGAUACCAAUGAUCCUUUGUCAGUACCAUCCGCACCGCUGGACCAGCGCCCCAGUGGAAGUAUCAACUUUUGUGCCAUUGGUGAUUGGGGAGGUUGGGAAUGGUUUCCUUAUUUCACCUAUGCCCAACAUGAAACAGCCAUUGGUAUGGGAAGAGUUGCCGAAACUCUCAACUCUCAAUUCGUAGUGGCACUGGGGGACAAUUUCUAUCAUUCGGGUGUCGACAAGGGAGAUUCCUAUCGUUUCAAGCGAACCUUUGAAGACGUAUACAGUCCAGCAUCCUUAACCAAGAUUCCAUGGUAUGUGAUUGGUGGCAACCACGAUCACUAUGGAAACAUCACCGCCCAAAUUGCCUAUUCCCAAGAUAAUCCAGACGGGCGAUGGGUCUUUCCUUCACUGUAUCAUUCCCAUUCCUUUGCUGCACCUGACGGUAGCUUUACGAUUGAUUUGAUUCUGAUUGAUACCGUCGACUUGUGUGGGAACAAUGAGAUUCAAGACGAACACGCCGAAGGAUACUUUGAUCCUUUACCCUUGAAGGAAAAGUCCGACGCUAGAGAACAAUGGAAAUGGAUUGAAGACCAAAUGAAGGCAUCGACUGCGGAUUAUCUAUUGGUGGGUGGCCACUUUCCAGUCUACAGUGCGUGCAGCCAUGGUCCAACCGAAACCUUGAUUCGGCAUUUGAAACCCCUGUUGCAACAAUAUAAUGCUCACUACCUAUCGGGUCAUGAUCAUUGUAUGAUGCAUUAUGAAGAAGAAGAUGUCCAUUUCGUCCUGUCAGGAAUGGGAGACGAAUGUUGUUACGAAGCACCCAGCCGAGAACAUCAUUUGGCAUUGAAUCCUGAACCAAGUGCUCUGAAAUGGCUCAUCAGCAAGGAAAACAAGGAUCUGUAUCAGGCUAUUGGUGGCUUUACGAGCUUUCAAGCAACUUCACAAGAAAUGAAGAUUCAGUACCACGAUCAUCGAGGAAAUGUGCUUUUCACUGCCGAUCCUGUCCCUCCUCGUAUGAAAAGUGGCGACAAGGGGGACACUUUCGAUCAAGCACGACAGCAAGAACCACAAGAGGUUCUUGCCUAG
This is a messenger RNA of Cylindrotheca closterium, 1203 nucleotides long. Lineage: Eukaryota; Bacillariophyta; Bacillariophyceae; Bacillariales; Bacillariaceae. The record is from the annotation of a GenBank genome assembly.